AUGACGACAUCUGUGGUCACACACAGCCUCGGCUUCCCACGAUUUGGCGUGCAGCGCGAGUUGAAGAAGUCGCUUGAGGCGUACUGGUCCGGCAAGGAGACGGAGGAUGGUCUGCGCGCCACCGGCAGCACGCUGCGGCACCGCCACUGGAAGGAGCAGAUGGAGCGCGGGGUCGAGCUGAUCCCCGUUGGCGACUUCCACUGGUACGACCACAUGGUGGCCAUGAGCCUCAUGCUCGGCAACGUGCCGCCGCGCCACCAGUCGCCCAACGGCGUCAUUGAUAUCGACACUCUUUUUCGCAUCAGCCGUGGUCGCGCGCCCACUGGUACCCCCGCCGCUGCAUCAGAGAUGACAAAGUGGUUCAACACAAACUACCACUACAUUGUGCCAGAGUUCACGAGCCCGACGCAGAAGUUUACUUUUGCGUGGCGCCAGAUCCUUGAGGAAGUGGAUGAACUGUUGGCGGUGUGUGAGCCUCGUCGUGUGAAGCCUGUCCUCGUGGGGCCUGUGACGUACCUCUGGCUUGGUAAAGUCAGGGCCGAAGAGAAAUUUGACCGCCUCACUCUGCUGCCGAGCAUAUUGCCCGUGUACGCAGAGGUGCUGAAGGAGUUAGCCAAGCGCGGUGUGGAGUGGGUGCAGAUUGACGAGCCAGCGCUGGUGCUGGAGCUGGACUCAGAUUGGCUUGCCGCCUUCAAGCCAGCAUACGAUACGCUCCGAAAGCUGACGAGCCAUGCGCCCAAGCUCCUGUUAACCACGUACUUCGAGCGCAUCAGCCACAACCUUUCCACCAUCAAACACCUUGCGGUAGACGGCCUGCAUGUGGACUUCGUCGCAGGACAGGAUGACUUGGCGGGAGUAGAGAAGGAACUACCGGCAGCGUGGGUUUUGUCUGCUGGUGUAAUCAAUGGCCGAAAUGUGUGGCGCGCUGACCUGAGCAAAAUCUGCAGCAAGAUCGAGGUACUCCGAAAUGCGGUACCACACCGAAAACUGUGGGCGGGAACGUCCUGUUCUCUACUUCACUCUCCAGUCGACCUGGAACACGAGACGCAGUUGGAUGCGGAGGUGAAGAGCUGGCUAGCGUUUGCCCUGCAGAAGUGCACUGAGCUGAGCCUCCUCUCCAGUGCCAUCAAUAGCGGCGCGACUGACCAGGUGAAGGCAUACAGUGCCCCUGUGCUCCAGCAUCACAUCUCAAGUCGUGUGGUGAAUCAGGCGGUGCAUGAACGGGUGGCGAAGCUGACGCCAGCAGAUGCGGAACGGUCUCUGCCGUAUACAAAGCGCGCAGAAGUGCAGCACAAGUUGUUGAAACUGCCGUUGUGGCCCACAACAACAAUUGGGUCGUACCCGCAGACGCCCGACAUCCGUGCACAGCGUCUGGAUUUUAAAAAAGGUCGCACCGACGAGGCUACGUACAAGGAACAGCUGCGGAACCAUAUCAAGCGGAUGGUGAGCGAGCAGGAGGACAUUGGUCUGGACGUGCUGGUGCACGGUGAACCGGAGCGCAACGACAUGGUGGAGUACUUUGGUGAGUUGAUGAACGGUUUUGCCUUCACUCAGAAUGGGUGGGUGCAGAGCUACGGAUCCCGCUGCGUGAAGCCGCCCAUCAUCUUUGGUGACGUCAGCCGCCCCAAGACGAUGACACUGGAGUGGUCUGCCUACGCGCAGUCGCUGACGCAGCGCCCAAUGAAGGGCAUGUUGACGGGUCCAGUGACCAUUCUCUGUUGGUCCUUUCCCCGUGAAGAUAUCCCACGCAAAGCGGUGGCGCAGCAGCUCGCCCUGGCUCUGCGCGACGAGGUCAACGACCUGCAGAACGGUGGCAUCAAGGUGAUACAGGUGGAUGAGCCAGCGGUGCGUGAGGGGCUCCCACUACAGAAGCGUGACUGGGCGUCGUACCUCAGGUGGGCGGCGGAGGCGUUCAAGAUCACCGUGGCCAUUGCACGCCCCGAGACGCAGAUCCACACGCACAUGUGCUACAGUGAGGUGAAUGAGAUCAUCGAUACCAUUGCGGCGAUGGACGCCGACGUCAUCACGUUGGAGGCGACCCGCUCCGACAUGGAGCUUCUGGAGGCCUUCGACUCCUUUGAUUACCCCAACGAGAUCGGCCCCGGCGUGUAUGAUAUCCACAGCCCCAACGUCCCCGCCGCGGAUUCGAUUGUGGAGCUGCUGCUCAAGGCCGCGCAGCGGGUGCCAGUGAAGCGUCUGUGGGUCAACCCCGACUGCGGCCUCAAGACACGCGCCUGGGAGGAAACGCGGUCGUCGCUCAAGAAUAUGGUUGCCGCGGCGAAGUAUCUCCGCGAGAACAAGACAGAGUAA
Molecule: messenger RNA, 2310 nt
Organism: Trypanosoma grayi
Lineage: Eukaryota; Euglenozoa; Kinetoplastea; Trypanosomatida; Trypanosomatidae
Product: 5-methyltetrahydropteroyltriglutamate-homocysteine S-methyltransferase
Exons: 1
Coding region: 1-2310 (769 amino acids)
Molecular function (GO): zinc ion binding; 5-methyltetrahydropteroyltriglutamate-homocysteine S-methyltransferase activity
Source: RefSeq, a predicted model, not a curated record